AUGAGCGGUGUCACCACCCCCUGCGUCACUGUCCCCGCACGGGCACAGCCUCCACGCAAAGGGAUGUGGCUCUCGCUGGCUCGGUCGGUAGCCCGGGCCGCCCGCCGGACGCAGCAGCUGUGCCAGCAGAGCUUUGCGGACAUGAGGUGGAACUGCUCCUCCAUCCAGAGCGCCCCCAGCUUCGGCCCCGAGCUGCUCACAGGAACGCGGGAAGCCGCCUUCGUGCACGCCCUGGCCGCGGCGGCCGUGGCGCAGGGCAUCGCCCGCUCCUGCGCCUCCGGACCCGGAGCCGCUACCGGCGGCGCGCCGGGGCUGCGGGCGGUGAACCGGCACAACGGAGCCGUGGGACGCGCGGUGCUCAGUGACUCCCUGGACACCAGGUGUAAAUGCCACGGGGUUUCAGGCUCCUGCUCAGUGAAGACCUGCUGGAAGGGGCUGCCAGACCUGGGUGAAAUUGCCUCUGACCUCAAAUCCAGGUACCUGGCAGCCCUCAAGGUGACCCAUCGGCUCGUGGGGCCCAGGAAGCAGCUGAUCCCCAAGGAAGGGGAUGCCAGGCCAGUGACAGAGAUGGAUCUGGUUUAUCUCAUCAACUCUCCUGACUACUGCACCCCAAACCCCCAGCUGGGCUCUCUGGGGACACAGGACAGGCCGUGCAACAGGAGCUCUGUGGGCAGUGGCAGCUGUGACCUGCUGUGCUGUGGCCGUGGCUACAACACCUACACGGAGGAGGUGCAGGAGCGCUGCCACUGCCGCUACCGCUGGUGCUGCUCCGUGGUGUGCCGGCGCUGCCGGCGCCGCCUGCAGAGACACGUCUGCAAGUGACGGGCUGAGCCCACCUGCCACCCCCCCAGGCACGGCUGGACACCAGGAGCUCAUCCCAAGGGAUGCCCUCAGCAAGGAGGAGGCUUGGUGUCUCAUGGGAAACCUCAGACUGAGGGAUUUUUGGGAAGCAAAAUCCCUUCCAACCCAGAGCUCAGGGCAGGACAAAGAGCUGCCCUCCUGCAGCUGGUCAGUGGCCAGCCCUUUGUGUCCAGCUGGGAAAAGCCAUUGAUCAUUCCCAUUUCCCCACCCUGGGCUGCCAUUGUCCCUUUGCAGGAGGAUUCUGACAGCAGCCUGAAAGG
This is a messenger RNA of Ficedula albicollis (Collared flycatcher), 1121 nucleotides long. RefSeq names its product protein Wnt-11b-2-like. Gene Ontology annotation, biological process: canonical Wnt signaling pathway; cell fate commitment; multicellular organism development. The coding region runs from base 1 to 822 and encodes 273 amino acids. NCBI's taxonomy places the organism in Eukaryota, Metazoa, Chordata, Aves, Passeriformes, Muscicapidae. The record is from RefSeq and is a predicted model, not a curated record. The transcript is spliced from 6 exons. Gene Ontology annotation, cellular component: extracellular region. Gene Ontology annotation, molecular function: frizzled binding; cytokine activity.